This is a messenger RNA of Rhodamnia argentea, 1786 nucleotides long. RefSeq lists its product as uncharacterized. NCBI's taxonomy places the organism in Eukaryota, Viridiplantae, Streptophyta, Magnoliopsida, Myrtales, Myrtaceae. The transcript is spliced from 2 exons. The record is from RefSeq and is a predicted model, not a curated record. The coding region runs from base 634 to 1488 and encodes 284 amino acids.
GGGCAAAUCUCGUGGAAGCAACGUAUGACCCCACGAAAGAAUCCAGACAUUGGCUAAAACAUCAGAUCAGGGGGCAUUGCCGUAGCAAUCCAGAAGAGGACAUGCUAAAAGUUAGAUUUUUUUAUCUGGGUCCAGACUACAAAAUCAGAUUGUUAUGCACUGAACAGAUUGAGGCAAUCUUUGUGGUUGAUAAGCCAUGACCAUGAUGACUUCACAGAACAAUGCGCAAAACGCACCAACAUCGGCAGUUGUGCGUUAGUUUCUGGUGUGGUGUUUCAACUUCAACUGCAAGGUGGAAUCCCACCCAGAAAGAGAGAGAAUUCAAAACCUUCGUCUCCUCCAUUAACACAAACCUGGAAAUCUCAGAAGAAUACACCACUGUCUGACAUGUCUGUUGCCUUCUUUGCUUCCCUUAUUAUGAGACAAAGUUUGUCCCUUUUCUUUCUGUUUCGGAAAGAAACAAAACCCCAUUAAGACUUGAAACCAGCUUGAAUGAUAUCAUCAAGAACAGUCGUCAAUCAGCAGAAGCAGAUCAAUCCACGCCCCUCUUUCUCUCUCUCUCUCUUGCUUCAUUGACUGCCCAAUUCUGCCAUAGAAGGAAUCGAAGCGAAGACCCAUCAACCGAAAUCGGAGAUGGAGAGGGCAGUGAGAAUCAUCAGGCGAUCAAUCCACUGUUUCCUCAAGAACAUCGACUCCUUCAACACCCCGAUUCUGAUUCUCCUCCCUUACUCUGCUUCGCUGCUUCUCUCUCGCUCCCUCUUCCCAGCGACCAAGACCACUUCGCUUUCCCUUCCGCAAUCCCUCUUUCGCGCCAUCUCUAGCUUCGCCCUCGCUCUCACCUUCCUCGCCAUGGCCAAAUCCCUCGUCAUACAGGCCCUGACGGAUCGCCGCGACCCGUCCUUCCCGUCUUCCUUGUCUCUCUACAAACGCCUUGUGAAGCUCCAGUUCCUGCACACGUCGCUGGCGCUGGCGGCCGACGCGAUCGCUUCUGUUCCGCACGGGUUCUUCUCGCGCAGCCAGGGGACCCUCCUCGCGUUAACGUCCAGGACCGUGUCUUGCGCGAUCGCCGCCAAUCUGUCCGCUGUCUGCCACGUCGCUCUCGCUAUCGCAGGCAUCGAGAAUUGCUCCGCUCCCGAGGCGAUCCGAAGGGCUUGCUCGCAGAGGUGCAGGGAACCGGCGGCUCUGUUGAUCGCUCUGCCUCACUAUCUCUGCUUCGCUGCCGUCGAAGCCCUGUGUCGGUUCCGAUACCAAUCGGUGAUGGAGGAUCGCAGCGCCAAGAGGCCUUACCUGGCCAUGGCUUCGGAAGGGGUGGUGAUCGCUUGGAUGUACUCGGCCGUCGUAGUCUUGGACACGAUCGCUUGUGGUUUGUACGUGAAGAGCUGCGAGUCGAAUUCACGCACAGACGAAGGAGCUAAUCGCGGUCACAGCAUUCCGAACGUGAACGACGAUGAUCGGUGCAGGCACGCGAAGACAGCGGACAUGGCGUAAGCGGGGUUCGUUCCGGGCAGCAGAUAGCGUGCUCCAUUUUUGUACAGAUUAGCGAAGAAGCCUUUGAGCAGAUGGAAAUAAUUUUGAGAUACAAACAACUUUAGGAUUUACAAGUUCUUGCUUUUCAGCCGAUACAGAAACACAGAUUGCAAACUGUACAUGAGGAAAGAAAAUUCUCCAUCAAGAGUCCAACUGUUGCUUCGGAUUCCCCGAGAAUUGGUUCAUCAAGAUCGAUUAUUCAGUGAUAUGCAAGAGUUUAAACGAAGAAGUCAUUGUUCAAUACUGAAUGAGAGUGUGU